This is a messenger RNA of Spodoptera frugiperda (fall armyworm), 5525 nucleotides long. RefSeq lists its product as uncharacterized. Lineage: Eukaryota; Metazoa; Arthropoda; Insecta; Lepidoptera; Noctuidae. The record is from RefSeq and is a predicted model, not a curated record. Gene Ontology annotation, molecular function: nucleic acid binding. The transcript has 2 exons. Gene Ontology annotation, biological process: DNA integration. Bases 1506 to 5273 code for a protein of 1255 amino acids.
GCGCGCGCCGGCCGUCUCACACAAGCACUGCGUCAUCGUCCACCGUACCGAGCGCGCGCUUACUUCAUAUUUCUAAUUGUUAAUUCGGUCAUUCCUAAGUUGUACUUUAUAUACAGUCCACUAUUAUAAUUGUUAGCUACGAAGUUACUGGAGUUUGUUCUACCACCACCCGUAGGAUAUACCACCAUUCCAAUCUAUGGUCCUUCGAUCUAUCGAAAGAAGAAGUAACGGCCAGUUCCAGCUACGUGGGAGUGACAAGCGGAUUUUCAAAUUUGAAAAAAAACGGCCGUUGGAAAAAAAACUGGUGAUCAAGAGGUCUUCUCGCCCUUCGUGCGUGCCUGGUUCCAGUUUACGGUCAUCAUCAUCGCCGCCUUUCGGGAAGAAACGAACUUGUUGGAGCGAAUACAGUUCUUCAGUGGUCUUCAUAGCUGGGUCAUCGCAACAUAGCAGCCGAGCAGAGCCCAAGAACAUCGCAAGCAAGAAGACGUUUGGUUUGGAAUCGCAGACAAAGGAUUUCGUGAGAUCUUUCCAUAUUCUUAUUAACAUCAUAUUUCAUGCUAACAUCAUCUACAUUCCUAGUAGUGUUCAGAUAGUGUGUUAGAUCAUAGAAUCAUACAUAAGAACCUAGUUAAUUUAUUGUAGUAGCUUAGUAGUUGCAUGAUUAGUCGCAUAGUUUUGUUUUGUUUUUUCUCGUUUACCUACUUAUAAUCAUUUAGUUAGUUUCAUCAGUACCUACCCCUCAUCAUCAUAAAAUCAUUGUACCUAUAGAGUAGCUUUUCCAUAAAUAUAGAUUAAGUAUAUUAAUUCAUGCUUAUUUCUUAUUUCCAGCAUUUACAAUAUAGCUACGCACUAAAGUGACCGUUAUUUUCGAUUGCCGUGAAUUUAAUUCAGCUUUCAAACGCCUGACGGUUUUUAUUAGCAACCCACAUUCAAACAGCUGUUUGCCUUUUCUAUUGCUUAUAGGCGCAUUUACAUUGAAAUAGUUUGCAUCUUUUUUCCAAUACUUCAGCAUUUCUUUGCUAUUCUGUUUUCUGUACCUUUAUUCUUCCUUAGUGCUUAAGGCUUCUCUCCUAUUUAGCCAUGGCUGAAGAAAUAAAAAUGAAAGAGCUUACCAAAAAACGCGCCUCAAUAAAAUCACAGCUUACUCAGUUCACAACCUUCUUAAAUAUCAUUAAGUCUUGUGACCAACUCAGUGAGGAACAGCUAGUGGAGUUGGAGAUUAGAAUUGACAAAAUGGUUACAAUAUAUGCCACCUAUGAUCAUUUACAGGGUCAAUUGGAGUACUUGUCGGCAAAGCCAGACGAGCAAUUCACUGAACGGGAGCUAUUUGAGGCCAACUACUACAAGCAACUGGCAUCUGCUCGUGCCCUUCUGACACAGCACCGCACUCAACUCGCGAAUAAGCGUUGGUAAGAGUCACGGACCAUUUCGGGACGCCGCACAGUGCCAGAGUCUUACUUGACAAUGGGAGCACGGCAAACUUCAUUACCAAGGAUCUUUGUGGUAUGCUACAUUUACCUAUUCGUAGUGUAAGCUCACAUGUGGCAGGAAUAAACAGUCAAGUCUCGACCAUCACACAGACUUGUACUUUGCAUCUACAAUCUUGCGAUGAAUCUUAUAACGUCGACGUUGAUUGUUUUGUCUUGCCCAACAUAACGACUCACAUACCUCAAACAUAUAUAGACUUAACUGACUUACAGCUACCGGCUGGCAUAAGCCUAGCUGACCCAACCUUUAACAUACCGUCCUCCAUCGACAUAUUGGUGGGGGCGGACAUAUUUUGGAACGUGAUUGGUCGUAAUCGCAUACAGUUAGGCAGACAUAUGCCGACACUCUUCGAGACCAAGCUCGGGUGGCUCAUAUCUGGUGCCAUUCCGCAAGCAAACACCAAUCACUCCGUGUGUAUGGUUACACACGACAUACAUACGUCACAUAUAGAUAACCCUACAGAUUUAACAAGAUUCUGGGAACUCGACUCUAUUUCACCGAAGUUUAACUUCACGUCAGAGGAGCGAGCAUGUGAACAGAAUUUCAACAAAACUACAAAGCGUAAUGCUGAUGGUCGUUUCGUAGUCACUAUUCCGUUAAAGGAAUCACCUGAAGCGUUAGGUAGCUCUUAUGAAAUGGCUAAACGUCGGUUCCUUUCGUUAGAGCGUAGACUCGACAGAGACCCAAUACUUAAAGGUCGCUACAUAGAGUUCAUGCAAGAGUAUGAAGCAUUGGGUCAUAUGAGCGAAAUGUCUCAGCCUUCUUCAUGCCCUUCUUACUUUCUCCCGCAUCAUGGCGUAGUCCGAGAGUCCAGUACAACGACCAAGCUACGAGUUGUCUUUGACGCAUCAGCCGUCACAACUUCUGGUAAGUCGUUUAACGACAUUCAAGCCAUAGGGCCUCGGGUUCAGGAUGACUUAUUAUCCAUCUUAUUAAGGUUUCGUCAGCAUCAGUACGUUGUUUCAUCAGACAUCGAAAAGUUCUUUCGACAAAUCGAGGUUGACAGGUCACAACGGUCACUACAGCAAAUAUUAUGGCGUUCUGAUCCAUCAUUGCCUCUUAAAACAUAUUCCUUAAACACCGUCACUUACGGUACAGCAUCUGCUCCAUAUAUUAGUACACGAUGUCUGUCUCAAUUGGCAAAGGAGGCAACGUGCACACGUACACAACACUCAAUACAACACGACUUUUACGUGGAUGAUUACUUGUCAGGGGGCGACUCUAUAGAGAGCACUAUAGCUCUAUGUAGAGACGUCACCAGUACACUUAAAUCGGCACAACUUAAUCUACGGAAGUGGCAAGCUAACAACGCACAAAUCUUACAGGCAAUAACUACAAGCACACAUAGUCACACAUCCACACCAUCCACGUCCACACAAACACAUUCAGACACACAUAAUACAGUAAGCUUAAGUAUUGAUGAACCAAGUAAAACUCUAGGUGUAAAUUGGAAUUAUCAGACCGAUUCACUUACAUUCUCCAUUCACAUACCUGAGCACACUAAUAUUACAAUCACAAAACGACACAUUCUAUCCACAAUCGCGCAAAUAUUCGAUCCUUUAGGAAUCAUUACACCAUGCAUCAUAGAAGCAAAGAUAGUGCUGCAGAGGUUGUGGAUGGAUAAGUGUUCAUGGGAUGAUGAAGUUAACAUAGAUAUUAAAAAACAAUGGUUAAAAUUCAUACAAACAUUACCACAACUUAAUCACCUAAGUAUACCACGUUGGGUAAUAUGCAGUAAUUCAACAUCAAUUGAAAUACAUAUCUUUACAGAUGCAUCAGAAAAGGCAUACGGAGCUUGCAUAUACAUUCGUUCUGUGGCUUGUGAUGGCCGCAUUCAUACACAUCUUCUCACAUCUAAGAGUAAGGUCGCACCAAUAAAGUCGACCACAAUACCAAGGUUAGAACUUUGUGGUGCCUUGCUGGGCACUCGUUUGUGCACAAAGGUACUAGAAUCAUUAACACUUAAACCUGAUCAGUGUAUAUUCUGGUGUGAUUCUAUGAUUGUCUUGGGUUGGCUGUCUGCGUCACCUGCCACACUUAAACCGUUUGUCAGGCAUCGAGUUUCGGAGAUGCGGGAAGGUUUUGGUGACUAUACUUGGCGCUAUGUGCCCACCAAAGACAACCCGGCUGAUCUCGUCUCUCGUGGACUGAGUGCGGAACUUAUAAGUCAAUCUUCUAUGUGGUGGUCAGGUCCUACCUUCUUGCAAACAGAGUCAGCUCUUUGGCCUUCCAUGCCUAACACAGAUGUAAACAUAGUACUACCUGAACUUGUAAAAUCACACAAUAAUAUCAAUUCAUUACAUAUCAGUAAUCUUAAUUCUAAUAACCUAUUUCUAAUCUUAAUUAAUAAUUCAUCUAACUAUUCACAAUUAAAACGACAAUUAGCAUACAUAUUUAGAUUUAUAAACCGUUGUAGAAGGGUACAUAAUCAUAGCCCGACUCUUACUAAUUCGGAGUUAGAUUUCAGUGCUAACUUUAUAAUCAAAACAGUUCAAAAAGAGAUGUUUCCUGAAGAGUAUGAGAUGCUUUCAUCUGGUAAAGAUUUACCUACUAAAAAUCGCCUUAAGAAAUUGACACCUUUUAUCGAGGCCGGUAUUAUUAGAGUUGGAGGAAGGCUAGACAACUCUUGUUAUGAUUACAAUGUCAGACACCCUAUCAUUAUUUGCAGCAAACAUCACUUUACUAAACUUAUUUUUAACACUUUUCACUUACGCCUAUUUCACGCUGGUCCCCAGUUACUCUUAGCCGCUGUGAGACAUGAAUAUUGGCCUUUAGGUGGGAGGAACCUUGCCAAAUCUACAGUGCAUAAGUGUGUAAAAUGUCAAAGAUUUAGUGGCAAAACAGUUCAGCCUAUCAUGGGUAACUUGCCUAAGGAACGAGUUCAACUAGAGUUUCCCUUUCUAGAAACUGGCACAGACUAUGCUGGGCCCAUCCUUCUAGCCGACCGCAAAGGUAGAGGGUGCAGGUUAAUUAAAUCUUAUAUAUGUGUUUUUGUUUGCCUAGCCACACGGGCGGUUCAUCUGGAGCUUGUCUCCGACUUAACCAAACAUGCAUUUAUUGCAGCACUGAACAGGUUUAUUGCUCGUCGCGGUAAACCAAAAACCAUCUUUUCUGACAAUGGUACAACUUUUAUUGGCACCUGUAAUGAAUUAGCCGACAUACUUAAGCAGGACUUUUCUUCAGUCAUGGCGAAUACAGGUAUCAACUUUUCAUUUAUUCCAGCGUACACCCCUCACUUCGGUGGGCUAUGGGAGUCCGCCGUUAAAUCAGUUAAGCAUCAUUUAAGGCGUAUCUUAGGCUUAGCACAUCUCACUUACGAAGAGAUGUCAACUUGUUUGAUUCAGGUCGAAGCAAUACUGAACUCUCGUCCCCUUACUCCUCUCUCCACUGAUCCUUCUGACCUAUACCCUUUAACUCCUGCUCAUUUCCUUAUUGGGAGGUCUCUCACAUCCUUGCCGCAUCCUGAUCUCGUCCAUCAGAACAUCUCCAGCCUUAAACGCUUUCAGCGCAUAGAACACUUGAAGCAACAGUUUUGGAAUAGAUUCUCUAAUGAGUAUAUUUUUUACCUCCAACAGAGAACGAAAUGGACUGACUCCGACGGGGUUCUUGAGGAAGGAGCCAUGGUGGUACUCAAGGAGCAACAGACUCCACCAUUGAUGUGGCCACUCGGUCGUAUCGUACGGCUGAUACCUGGGAGAGACGGCAUAAGCCGAGUAGCGGACGUGAAGACGAAGAGAGGCAUAGUCAGACGCGCUUAUAACACCAUAUGUCCUCUUCCAGUUUAAUCCUUGAAGAUCUUCUAUCUUCAACGCCGGGAGCAUGUUGGAACAUCACUACGCCCGGGCGACCGCGGGCGGGAGCUGCGGGCGCGCGGGGGGCGCUCGAUCAGCUGGCGCGCGCGCCGGCCGUCUCACACAAGCACUGCGUCAUCGUCCACCGUACCGAGCGCGCGCUUACUUCAUAUUUCUAAUUGUUAAUUCGGUCAUUCCUAAGUUGUACUUUAUAUACAGUCCACUAUUAUAAUUGUUAGCUACGAA